Molecule: messenger RNA, 1819 nt
Organism: Sesamum indicum (sesame)
Lineage: Eukaryota; Viridiplantae; Streptophyta; Magnoliopsida; Lamiales; Pedaliaceae
Product: zinc finger (C3HC4-type RING finger) family protein / BRCT domain-containing protein
Source: RefSeq, a predicted model, not a curated record
CGCAGGGAGGCCUAUCAUUGAAGACGAAUCCACGAAUAGAAUCGCCAACCAUGGAAGACAAAUCCGCUAUACCGUUGAAAGGAAUGGAGUCGAUACUAGCCACAGUGAGCGGAUACCAUGGCGCCGAGAGAUUCAAUCUAAUCAGACUAAUAUCAAGAACUGGCGCUAGUUACGUCGGAAGUAUGAAUCAAUCUGUUACUCAUUUGGUCUGCUGGAAAUUUGAAGGAAGAAAAUACGAGCUUGCGAAGAAGCUCAAGAUAAAAAUUGUUAAUCAUCGCUGGAUUGAGGAAUGUGUAAAGAAAGGAAAGCGUGUUUCGGAGGAACCGUACACGUCUCAGAGUGGGGAAGAAACAGGACCUCUGUGUUUGGACGUUCGGUUGGGGAUUAACCCGACAAGCGCACGAUCUAGAGCAUUGAAGAACACUAAAGAACCUGUGAUUGAUAUUGAAUGUGAAGGCAUAUAUGAUCGUGCUUGGACGGAAUUGCUUCUUUUUGAUGAGGAUCCCUUUCCUCAGCAGAGGCAGAAUGGCCGUCGUUCUAAUAGAUCAGCUAGGAAAGCAAUUGAAAGAAGUUUAAGGAAGGAUUGUCCUAGUAGCAGCAGAUAUUGCCUUGAGACUCCAUCAGGGCCAACAGUUAUGGAGCUUGAGGAAGCAAGCACUUCUCUGCCUGCAUAUUCUUGUAGACAGAGAAAAAGGAAUUCAAUUUCACCAGAAAGUCAGGGCAAAGGCCGUAGGCUGGUCAAAAAGCGUAUAAGCAUGGACGAUUGGUUAUUAACUUCAAAUGUGGAGGAGUACAAGGAGGAUAACGUAUUACCUGAGAAUAAUUUCAGUAGAAUUCUGUCCGAUAGUUCAGAUGUCGAGAGGGACCAAGGUUUACCUAAUGGGCGCAUAUCUGAUGCAAGGUGCUUCUUGAGUGGGCAAGAUGAUGGUGAUGGUUGUGAUGGUCUUGAAGAGAAUGAGGAUGUGAAUGCUGGAAAUCUGAACCCACAUAUUCAUGUUGCACAAUCUUCCCUCCUUGAAACUUCAGAUGAACUCAAAGUUGCUGCUAAUGAGGAUUUCAUUGAUGUUGAUCCUGGUAGCAGACUACCUGCAUCAAGUGAGUUCUCAUGUGUUAUAUGUUGGACGGAUUUCAGUUCCACUAGGGGAGUACUGCCAUGUGGUCAUCGAUUUUGUUUCUCGUGCAUCCAGAACUGGGCAGACCAUAUGGCUUCAAGAAAGAAGACUUCAACAUGUCCUCUGUGCAAAGCUAGUUUCAUAUGCAUAACUAAAGUGGAAGAUGCUGUUUCUUCAGAUCAGAAAAUAUAUUCACAAUCCAUUCCUCAUGACCAUUCGAAAACUGACCUAUACAUUCUUCCUGAUGAAACAUGUGGUCCUCCCAGUAAUCCAUCAGCCAUAGUUUGUUGUCGAUGCUUCAGUAGAGAACCUGAGGAUCUUCUUAUCAGAUGUAAUUUCUGCCAGACUCGAUGUGUUCAUUCCUACUGCCUUGAUCCCCUAUUGUUGCCAUGGAUCUGUGUCCACUGCAAGGAUCUCCAAAUGCUUUACCUCCACAGCCGUUAGGUCACUUGAACUAAUUUUUAUGUAUCGUGCAUAGUCAGUAAUUUUUUGCACAUAAAAGUUUCAUUUCACGAAAACUAGCAUGGGCAUUUUGGUUGAACAGUAUGUCGGUCUUUGUCCUCACCAUUUGGUCCCAUGCCCCACCAUUUACUGUUGGAACUCUAUAUGUUACUCGUUUUUGUAGUGCUGAUAUGAGCGUUGCUGAUAAUUUACCAUACAAUUACUGAACUUAUUUGUAAUUUUAUCUCAUCAAGCAGUCCCCCUUA